Aspergillus niger is the source of this 2016-nucleotide messenger RNA. RefSeq lists its product as uncharacterized. Lineage: Eukaryota; Fungi; Ascomycota; Eurotiomycetes; Eurotiales; Aspergillaceae. The transcript is spliced from 7 exons. The coding region runs from base 1 to 2016 and encodes 671 amino acids. The record is from RefSeq and is a predicted model, not a curated record.
AUGCGCGUGUAUUCGCCGUUACAUAGAGCUAUUACAACCGAUAGCGGAAGGGGGGAUUAUUUGGAAAUGAAUAUAUCCAAGGGUAUAAGAGCGCCUCACUUGGUUCCAGAUCUCUCUUCUCAUCCAAGUUCAUACUACAUGUCGACACAAACACCCUAUGACAUGGGGAGUUCUCAGUCCGAGGAGUCUGGCGCGAAAGCUCCAACUCAUAUUGAUUAUAAACUAGAGAACAUCAUCGCGGAGGCGCUAGAUAAUGCUGGAGUGCCCAACGUAUUCUGCGGUCAUGGGCUAAUGAGCGUCUAUGGUCUUCUGCAGGAGCAAAAGAGUUCCACCUGGGUCAUCCCAAAUUUCUACAUUGCAGAAGCAGAUUCCCUUCUACAAGCGGCCGGUCUCCACAGUUGCCAUAGGUCUUACUGCGAGGGAUACCGUCCCAACAAGAGGCCUUUUGCUCCGGCCUAUCACUACCAUGUCCAACCACGGGUGAACAGACCGCACAACCACGUCGUGCUCUUAUAUAAGAUGGGGGACCUAUUCAUCGACCUGGCGCCGGUUCCCACGCGACUACCACCAUUGGAUGAUCCGGACUAUAUGCUGGUCGAUGACCCUCGGCUGCCAGACUACAAUGAUGAAGUUGGAAAUGGUCGUUGGCAGUCUAUUCGAUCGAUUAAGAUUCCAAAGCCAGCCCGGUUCAUUGAUGCUAUGGUACUUCUCAUGGUGAGAGAAUGGCCUCAGGACCCUACGUCUUCUAUAUGGUAUGAGUAUUUGGGCGAGCUGCUGGAUCAUAUCCGUGAAUGCGGAGAAUAUGAGCUCGUACCGAGUUGGGAUGCGUUGGGAAAUUUAGCGCGUGGUUUUGUGAAGUUUUAUUUCGAUGGGGAGACUAAGAAGAGUCCGUAUGAGGUGAAGAAUUAUAUAUCCAAAUACAACAUCCCCAUUUCAACCCAUAUCCGAGAAAAUGAGAUCGGUAUAGCCUUAGAUAUUUUACAAGGUCAAAGGUCACCAAUAGGCCUACUAUUGUCCGCUACAAAGCCGAUUUCCAAAGAAUGCUGGGGUAUAACUUCUUUACUACGCCACAAGUUACUACCCCAACGUCUCUCACACGUUGUUGACUAUAAAUUUACCCCAGAAUUCCUGUUCCAUCUGAUCCCUAUUCAUAUAGAUCCUUCCUUCAGACAACUACAGGAUCGAAGAUUCAAACACAAAAUGCGUUUCGAUAAGUUUACCAUCGACGAAAUCGAUAAGGUGUAUCCGGAUAUUCUGUAUCCAAGCAAGGAUGCUGUCCUUGACGCUGCAUCACAUCUGAUCGAAAUUAUGCAGAUACUGAAAAAGCAAGAUAUCUUGCGUACCACACUUGUGGGACUUACAGGAGGUCUUGCUGUCAUGCAUCAUUGCCCCGAUCGCCUGCCCAGCAUUGCAUGUAAUAGAAAAGAAGAUAUUGACAUCGUCCUGGACUUAGCAGAUUCAACCCUGGAAGACCUUAAGGACGCAUUGCUAUACUAUUACUCGCAGAUCUUCAUAAAACACCGUCAAACGCUUUACAUGCGGACACCAGGAGGCAAAGUGAGGCUUGACUUCAAGAUAAUCCCUGCGAACAGGAAAUUGAAAGGAAUGCAGUAUCUGUCUGUUCUUGAACUGGCAGAUCUACCAUUUGUCAACAAGAUAGACCUCAUGACGUCUAAGUUAUACGAAGUUCACCCUGAUCCUUUACCCUCACCUUGGGGAGAGUCGGAAACCGCGAGAGCUAUUCACCAUGGGACAGAUGCGCUCAGACUGGCUCUGUUAUUCGAUCAGGGAAAGAGAAUCAUUCUCACUGUGAGGCAAGCUAUGCGGGUAAGAAGGGCGUUCCGCUCUUUAGAAAAUUAUACCGGCAUUCCAGGCGUUCAGUGGCUUGAGUUGUUUCUCGUCCGCGGCAGAUAUUAUCAUAAUCGUCCGACUGAGAUUCUGGACCUGGAGAAGGCUUUCUUUUUGUUGGAAAUGAGCAAGUACAAACGAGAAAUAUCAGACCCAUGGUACUACUAG